AUGCCGUCAAAGUCGAUAUUUCGCCAACCAGGCGCAAAACAUUUUCAACUCGUCCAUCGCUCUCAGCGAGAUCCCCUUAUAAACGAUCCAGAUGCGAGUGAUCGUGUAUUAAAGCCUUUCGAACGUGAAAACUCGAAAAAAGGAAAAUCUCGAGCUGAUCUCGAAAAUGUUCUAUCUCCCGAAGACAUUGUGGACGCCAGAGGAAACAUCGGAGAAGCCAGUCUCUAUGGAGUUUAUUUUGAUGAUACAGAAUAUGACUACAUGCGCCACCUUCGGACAGUCGGUGUACAAGAGGACGGUGUAGAAAGCGUUCUCAUUGAGGCCCCUUCAACAUCCACACAAAAAUCUAAAAAUCGCCGAAAAAACGGUGUCGAGAUGCUGGAUCUUCCUGAAGGUGUUCUUGCAUCGACAUCUGAAUUACCUAGAACAUAUGAAUCGCAACAGGCGGUCCCUGCAAGCAUAUCUGGAUUUCAGCCAGACAUGGAUGCCCAUCUUCGUCAAGUCCUUGAGGCCUUGGAGGAUGAUGCAUUCGUAGAUGAUGAUUUGAACGACGAUUUUUUCGGUGAAUUGGUAGCCGAUGGAGAAAGAGCAAGCGAUGAAGAGGUUGAUUUUGAUUUCACGGAAGAAACUGAGAAUGCGGCUCAAUCAGAGCCCGAUGGAGAGGAACAGAUUAGUUGGGAACAACGAUUCGCAAACUUCAAAAAAACUCAGUCGGCUCCCCCUAGAAGUGAUGAUGGAUAUGAUUCUGAAGGAGGCGAUACCGUUGGCACAUUGCCUGCGAUAUCUGUCAUCGGUGGAAAGGGGAAAAAAAGAAGGAAGGGCACCAGUGAGGCUUCUGGAUACAGUAUGAGCAGUUCAUCUAUGUUCCGAAACGAAGCUCUCCAAACCCUCGACGAACGGUUUGAUCAGAUGAUUUUGAAGCAGUAUAAUGAAGAUGAAGAGGAAGAAUACCAAACUGGAUCAAACGAUGAGAACGACUCUGACGAAGCCCCCGAAUUGAUUACUUCUCGUGAAGAUUUUGAUUCCAUGGUUAACACUUUUUUGAACGACUUCGAGAUUUUGGGCCGUAAGAUGAAACCCAAGAUGGAGGGCGAAAAUGGUGUUGAUAAGCUCGAUGUCCUACGCCGUGCGCUAGGGCAAGAUGAGCGUGUCCGGAUAAUGGAUGGGGAAGAAGCAGAAGUCGAUGAUGCAGAACUGGAUGCUCAACUUUUUCCUGAGGAUGACAAAAAAGACAGAUGGGAUUGCGAAACUAUUCUCACCACUUACACCAACCUUGAAAAUCAUCCCCGCCUCAUUCGUGCUCGUGAUAUGACUCCUGGACCAAAAAUUGUUCUUGAUCGAAAGACCGGCAUGCCCUCUGUUUUGAAAACUGCUGAAAGUAAGAAAUUAAACUCCAAAACGACUAGAGUCUCCUUUGGUCCAUCCACGGAUGAAAGUAAUGAUACUGAAUCUGACGAAGGCACUGUCCGACGGUCAGCUGCUGUAGGCAGGCCCCGCGAUGAAACCAAGGAGGAGAAGAAAGCCAGAAAAGCCGCAAUAAAGGCUGAACGGCAGACCAGAAGAGCCGAGAAAAAAUCAACGAAGGAACAAUUUGGGGCAGAAGUCAAAGAUCAGAAAAAGAGAAUUGUGAAUAAAGAACUUAGAUUAAAGAAACUGUAG
Molecule: messenger RNA, 1659 nt
Organism: Psilocybe cubensis
Lineage: Eukaryota; Fungi; Basidiomycota; Agaricomycetes; Agaricales; Agrocybaceae
Exons: 5
Coding region: 1-1659 (552 amino acids)
Biological process (GO): ribosomal small subunit export from nucleus; ribosomal small subunit biogenesis
Cellular component (GO): preribosome, small subunit precursor; cytosol; nucleus
Source: RefSeq, a predicted model, not a curated record